Messenger RNA from Miscanthus lutarioriparius, 837 nucleotides. NCBI's taxonomy places the organism in Eukaryota, Viridiplantae, Streptophyta, Magnoliopsida, Poales, Poaceae. The record is from the annotation of a GenBank genome assembly.
AUGGAUCCUAAGCCACCUGAUCGCUCCACCUCGCCCACUCUGCCAGCACCACCGCGCAAUCCUCCUCCACCACGCCUGACAAAUGCUUCGAACCAAUCGCCGCUCCAUCCUCACAUGGAUCUUGUGAGGUCCCCGGAGGCGCUCCAGCUCUCGUCACGUGCGGCGCAGAGCUCAGCUCACCAGGAUGAAGAACAGGUGACCACACAAUACAACCUGCUGUUGAAGGUGCCGGACCCCCAGGGGACGGCAAGGGCGAUCCCGAUCCAUGUAGUCAGGCUUGAGCUCCAGAUAGCUUGGGGAGAUAGCUACAAAGCAGUCAACGAGGUACUGACAAAUCUUUUUCUUGCCACCUUUGCCAACCCUGUAAGCAUGAUUUUUGUUGUCAAGAGGCAGCCUUGGAUUGUUCGUCGUCACAAUCUGCUGAUAGAAAUAGUAGAUCCACAGAAAAAUAUUCCUGAUGGUUAUCGCUUUCAGUACAUGUAUGUCACUGUCAAGCUGUUUGGAAAAGCUAGAACUGUAGACAGGAUAAACACCAUACUGCAGGAAAUUGGCGACCAUCGGAUUUGGAUCAACUUAGUUACUCCUCCAUCUUCCAUCCUCCGUGAUGAACUGUUUGAAGCGGCUACAGCAAAAAUAAAUGUCACUAGGAAAGCUACAGACAAGGUGUCUGUUCCAAUCUCGGACACUAGAACUAUUAUAGUUUUCGUUCACUAUACCAAAAUUCAAACAAUCUGCAAUUACUGUGCUGGGUUUUUCCAUAAUGCUGAUGACUGCCAUGCAAGAAAUAGCACUGUCUUGGCUCCUCCAAAUCUUUCUGGAGAACAGAGGCCUUGUUAA